UAUAUAUAUGGUUCUCCAUUAGUUGCUAGAAGUUGUAAUUGCACCUCUUGCUCGGACAGCCUGAUCCUCAAGAUGGGAGAUGAAGGUUGGAUAGAACUUAAGUUCAGACUCGCAGAUGGCACCGACAUCGGACCGAGCAAAUACAGUCAGUUCACGACUGUUGCGUCUCUCAAGGAGAAUAUCAUUGCUCAAUGGCCUAAAGACAAAGAAAAUGGCCCAAAGAUGAUAAAUGAGAUCAAGCUCAUCAAUGGUGGCAAAAUACUGGAGAACAACACAACACUUUCUGAAGCCAGGUCAAUACAAAUUUGUGAACAUCCUGGAAUGGUAACUACGAUGCAUGUUGUUCUUCCUCCUAGCCGAAGAGACGAGAAACUGCAGAAUGAACCUCCAGUGAAGAACAGUUGUGUAUGCUGCAUUUUGUAAGUCCACUAGAGAUUUUUGGCCUUUUACAUAAUUUUAUGCCAUUUGGAUUCUUCAUGUACCAGCUUUCCAUAGUUCCAACAUGCUUCUUCCGUAAUUAGUUCUCUUCAUUGUUUAC
This is a messenger RNA of Brassica oleracea var. oleracea, 538 nucleotides long. RefSeq names its product membrane-anchored ubiquitin-fold protein 5. NCBI's taxonomy places the organism in Eukaryota, Viridiplantae, Streptophyta, Magnoliopsida, Brassicales, Brassicaceae. Bases 73 to 423 code for a protein of 116 amino acids. The transcript has 3 exons. The record is from RefSeq and is a predicted model, not a curated record. Gene Ontology annotation, molecular function: protein binding.